GCGUCGCCGGUGUGCAGGCCCGGUCGGGCCCUCGGAAGGGGAGUUGAAGGAGAACGGGCCCCGCCGCCAUGCCGGGGGUGGUGGACCUGCCGACCCUCCCGGAGCUGGACGUGAAGGAGGUGAAAGUAAGUUCUGCUGUGUUAAAAGCCGCAGCUCAUCACUAUGGCUCUCAGUGUGACAAACCUAAUAAGGAGUUUAUGCUUUGCCGCUGGGAGGAGAAAGAUCCAAGGCGAUGUCUACAAGAAGGAAAACUCGUCAAUGAAUGUGCUUUGGAUUUUUUCAGGAAGAUAAAGCUGCACUGUGCCGAGCCCUUUGCUGAGUACUGGUCUUGUAUUGAUUAUACCAACUUGCAAGAGCUUCGUCGAUGUCGCAAACAGCAGGCCGCUUUUGACAACUGUGUGCUGGACAAACUGGGAUGGGUGAGACCAGACCUUGGAGAGCUGUCAAAGGUCACCAAAGUGAAGACAGAUCGACCUUUGCCCGAGAACCCCUAUCACUCUAGGCCGAGGCCUGAGCCGGAUCCAAUUGUAGAUGGAAACAUGCAGCCAGCUAGGUAUGGCAGCCGCUUCUUUUUCUGGAGCUGGUAAAGAAAGGGCCAGUUUGAAAAUUUCACUCUGUUGCAAGCUCAAGCAAUCAGUAAUGAGAAAUCUUGCAUAGACCUGCCUGUUUAUGUCCUCCGGGAUAAUAAUAAUAAUAAAAAUUUAAAAAAACUACUAAA
Messenger RNA from Tachyglossus aculeatus (Australian echidna), 718 nucleotides. RefSeq names its product NADH:ubiquinone oxidoreductase subunit A8 (gene NDUFA8). Lineage: Eukaryota; Metazoa; Chordata; Mammalia; Monotremata; Tachyglossidae. Gene Ontology annotation, biological process: mitochondrial electron transport, NADH to ubiquinone. The record is from RefSeq and is a predicted model, not a curated record. The coding region runs from base 69 to 587 and encodes 172 amino acids. The transcript has 4 exons.